CCCAUAUUAUCCGCACAAGCCUCUUCAGGCCGUGACAUUCAUGAAGAUGUAACCAGUAAUUGAAAGAUGGAAUUUGGUGGUUUUAUCCAGAUUCCAUAUUACUUAAGGAAGAUCCGCCGAGUCUUGUUCGAUCCUUUAUACUUCAGCUGGAAUAAUUUUCAACUUUAAUUGUUCCAAAAAUGAGCUCCACAGCUUACGCCUCUCCGGUAGAGCUUCAAGACAAGUCUACCGCAAUUCGCCGACAGUCCGUAUAUUCCUAUUAUAGGUACUGUUGCAUCAGGGAUAUCGUACCUAGGAGCCCCGCUUGUCACUCCUUUUAUAAAAUGGUAUUCGAAAUAUCAAAGACAAAUGAUAUUGGGCCGCUGUGCCUUGGAGGGCUUGCCGCAGGGUCCUUCGCCACAACUCUCAGUGUUCUCAUUUUCUCGCAAGGCGUCAUAUACGGUAUAGGAUUCGUGAUAUUCUAUUAUUCUAUACUCAGCUUUGUGAAUGAAUUUUGGGAGAAUUGCAGACGAGAUGGACUUUGGACCCCGACUAUAGCCUAUCUGCGGCAGAGGGUUACCGGACAUUCGCUGCAGCAAACAUCAAACAAUCGCUUACUUUAGAUGUUCUCAACGUGUCCGGAUUGAGAGCUAGAGCUGAUCUCCCCUUUUGGGCUCCUGACUG
Molecule: messenger RNA, 663 nt
Organism: Hyaloscypha bicolor E
Lineage: Eukaryota; Fungi; Ascomycota; Leotiomycetes; Helotiales; Hyaloscyphaceae
Exons: 3
Coding region: 180-602 (140 amino acids)
Source: RefSeq, a predicted model, not a curated record